AUCGAUUACAUCGAGCAUAAAGAAACAGGAAAACAUUGUAUUUAUAAGUCUGAGAAACAACGCUACCAAAAUUAACUGCGUAGUUGUACAGUAAUAAGUGCGUACGAUAGCGAAAAAUUGUGUAGUUCAACUCAACCAAACCCCCCGCAUAAGGCAACAGAAACCACUAAAAAAAACGACAGCAGCAACUGCAACAACAACGAUAUGGCGACCCGCAAGAAAUCUUUGCUGAAAGUCAUUAUAUUGGGAGACAGUAGCGUGGGCAAAACAUCGCUUAUGAACCAAUAUGUAAACAAACGAUUCUCUAAUCAAUAUAAGGCAACAAUUGGAGCAGACUUUUGCACAAAAGAAGUAGUAGUCGACGAUCGCGUGGUCACAAUGCAGAUUUGGGAUACAGCUGGCCAGGAGCGCUUUCAAUCACUUGGUGUUGCCUUCUAUCGUGGCGCCGAUUGCUGCGUGCUGGUCUAUGAUGUGACGGCACCAAAUUCAUUUAAGAAUCUAGAUUCAUGGCGUGAUGAGUUCUUGAUACAGGCCAGUCCGAGGGAUCCCGAACAUUUCCCAUUUGUUGUUCUGGGCAACAAGGUGGACCUGGAUAAUCGUCAAGUGUCUACACGACGUGCACAGCAAUGGUGCCAAUCGAAAAACGACAUACCUUAUUAUGAGACUUCUGCCAAGGAGGGCAUAAACGUGGAAAUGGCGUUUCAAACUAUAGCCAAAAACGCGCUGCAACAGGAGGCGGAGGCUGAGAUUUAUAACGAAUUCCCCGAUCAGAUACGCCUAAACUCUGAUAGAAAUAAUCGUCCUGGCAAUGCUGACAACUGUCAAUGCUAAUAGAAUCGAUUGCAGAACUAACUUCAGAAACAAAAACAGUAACAACGCAAAGUGGAUAAUUAAACAAUUUAUAUUAUUAAUGUGCAGCGUAAUAUUGAGCAUAAAAGCGAAUUGGGAAAAACUAAAAUUUGAGAGCGUGUUGUAACCUUAAGUGAAAUAAUUUCAGCAACUAAAGUGGUAAUAAGAUGCUAAAUUCAAGACAACUUAACGCAUUACAGCAGCAGAUUUAAAGGGCUUUUGAGAAGAAUCCAACCCUACCUACGUAACCGCUAUACUAUAUUAAAGUAUAGACGCUUGACGGACACACAUACACAUGAAUAUGGUCUAUUUACUCGUAUUACCCCAUACAUUUAAAAACAUACCUUUUACAUAUUCUGCAUGCCCUCCUAGUACUAUUUUGCCAUUAAUUAGUAAAAUUUUUGCACGCAAGUGGCUGUAGCCCCUGCAACGACAGCAGCAACAAAAAUCUAAAAAAGAAAAAACAAAAUCUUGUGAUUGUAAAUUUAAUAAAACAUAAUAGACAACUUUUAA
Molecule: messenger RNA, 1362 nt
Organism: Scaptodrosophila lebanonensis
Lineage: Eukaryota; Metazoa; Arthropoda; Insecta; Diptera; Drosophilidae
Gene: Rab7
Product: ras-related protein rab7
Exons: 5
Coding region: 205-831 (208 amino acids)
Biological process (GO): phagosome-lysosome fusion; endosome to lysosome transport
Cellular component (GO): phagocytic vesicle; lysosome; late endosome
Molecular function (GO): GTP binding; GTPase activity
Source: RefSeq, a predicted model, not a curated record